Zea mays is the source of this 582-nucleotide messenger RNA. RefSeq lists its product as uncharacterized. The record is from RefSeq and is marked validated. Lineage: Eukaryota; Viridiplantae; Streptophyta; Magnoliopsida; Poales; Poaceae. Bases 110 to 376 code for a protein of 88 amino acids. The transcript has a single exon.
CAACCAACCACCUCACUCGAUCUCUCAUCACUCGCAAGUCCAGCGAUCACCAACCAGAGCUCGGCUCCAAGCCUCCAACUCCAACCCAAGGAGACAGAUACGUUCGCAGAUGGCGGGUGCAGCGAAGGCGUCGUGGAUGGUGGCCAUGAGCGUGGGCGCCGUGGAGGCGCUCAAGGACCAGGGUGGCCUCUGCCGCUGGAACUACGCGCUGCGGUCCGUCCACCGCACCGCCAAGGCCAACGUCCGCAGCAGCCUCGCCGCGCAGCGGGACAAGGAGCUGGCCCCGGCGGCGGAGUCGAAGAGGCGGCCGGGCAAGGCCGCCGCGGAGGAGGGGAUGAGGACCGUCAUGUACCUCAGCUGCUGGGGACCCAACUAGGAGGACUAGCUAGGGUUCACUGUUCAGUUCAUUGCUGGUGCUGGGUUCAGUUCAGACCUGGCUGGCCGGUUGCCUCCUGCGAUUGUAAAAUAGGAAUACGGUCACGACGAUGAAUGAUGAUGACGAUGAAAAGUUCUGCCACUGUAUGUUUCAGGCCUGUGGGCUCAAAACAAGAAUUCGGUGGUGCUUGAUGGCUGAAACAUCCA